AUGAUGUCUCUUAAACACUUAUCCGCGAUCGCCCUGCUGUGGACCGUCUCGACACGAGCACCGCUCGCACGCGGCCAGAGGACAACAUACACGGGCUGCCACAACCACACCGAGGCCUCCUCCACCGUCGAGUACUGCUUUGGCCCCGAUGGCGCAGAGACCGCCCGCGCGACUCAUGCUCUCACCGGGUCGGCGACCCUCCCGCUGAGCGUGAGCGCGUCAGCUACUGCCGAGCCCCAAACCACUGCUGUGACAGGAUGUCAUAGCCACGAAACGGCCGUGUUUUGCAUCAACGGAGCGGGCGAGGAGGUGCACGUUGAGGCUACUCCGACAGGAGAGGUCCCUCCGGCUUACACGGGCUGCCAUGCGCACGACACGGAGAUGUUUUGCAUGGACCCCGAUGGCAACGACGUCGCCGUUCAUGCCGAGGGCGAGGCUGCGGAAGAGGGCCAUGACGACUCUCACGGCGGACACUCCCAUGACGAAGAGUCAGAGGAACAGAACUGCCACUUCCACGCCGGCGUUGAGCAUUGUGUCGGCGGUGCGAGCGAAGAGGUCUCUUGUGGCCUCCGUGAGCGUGAAUACAAUGUGGGACUGCGGGUUGGUUCGCUCUUCAUAGUCCUCGUCACCAGCGCCAUCGGCGUCCUCGCCCCCCUACUGUUGCACAAGCUCGUGAUCGGGAGCAUCGGUGCCAAUAUCCUGAUGGCCGUCAAGCAAUUCGGCACUGGCAUCAUCAUCUCUACGGCAUUCAUCCACCUUUACACCCACGCAAACCUAAUGUUCACAAAUGAAUGUAUCGGCGACCUCGGAUACGAAGGGACCACCAGCGCCAUAGUCAUGGCCGGAAUCUUCCUCUCAUUCCUUGUUGAGUACAUCGGCCUCCGCAUCGUUGCCGCGCAUGCAGCUCGAAGCCCGCAGCCCCCCGCCGCACCCGUCAUCGGAGAGCAAAGCAAGAGCGACUCCAGCAGUCCGACCCCCGAGGCGAGUCGGACGGCCUUCGAGUCGCUCGACCACCAUCAUGUCGGCCCGAAUAGCCACCUCUCCGUCCUGGUCAUGGAGGCCGGUAUCCUUUUCCACAGCAUCCUGAUCGGUCUCACGCUCGUCGUUGCCGGGGACUCGUUUUACCAGACACUCCUUAUCGUCAUAGUCUUCCACCAGUUCUUUGAGGGUCUUGCCCUUGGUGCCCGAAUCUCCCUGCUGCCGGGCUCCAUCUUCCCGUGGAAAUUCGCCAUGGCUAUCGCCUUUGCUCUGAUCACGCCAAUAGGGAUGGCCAUCGGUAUUGGCGUGCUGAACACCUUUAAUGGAAACAAUCCCAGCACAGUCAUCACUUUUGGUACUCUCGAUGCGUUGUCUGCUGGCAUUCUCGUCUGGGUUGGGGUGGUGGACAUGUGGGCGAGAGAUUGGGUGAUCGAAGGCGGCGAGCUCCUCUCGAGCGGUAUCUUGAAGACACUUGGUGCUGGUAUAUCCCUUUGCGCUGGCAUGAUCCUGAUGGGCGUGCUAGGGAAGUGGGCCUAGCUGCUAGCUUUCCCUCA
Messenger RNA from Diaporthe batatas, 1532 nucleotides. RefSeq lists its product as uncharacterized. NCBI's taxonomy places the organism in Eukaryota, Fungi, Ascomycota, Sordariomycetes, Diaporthales, Diaporthaceae. The transcript has 4 exons. Gene Ontology annotation, molecular function: zinc ion transmembrane transporter activity. The coding region runs from base 1 to 1515 and encodes 504 amino acids. Gene Ontology annotation, cellular component: plasma membrane. The record is from RefSeq and is a predicted model, not a curated record. Gene Ontology annotation, biological process: zinc ion transmembrane transport.